Pyricularia grisea is the source of this 1099-nucleotide messenger RNA. RefSeq lists its product as uncharacterized. The coding region runs from base 59 to 1099 and encodes 346 amino acids. Gene Ontology annotation, cellular component: extracellular region. Gene Ontology annotation, biological process: carbohydrate metabolic process. NCBI's taxonomy places the organism in Eukaryota, Fungi, Ascomycota, Sordariomycetes, Magnaporthales, Pyriculariaceae. The record is from RefSeq and is a predicted model, not a curated record. Gene Ontology annotation, molecular function: feruloyl esterase activity; cellulose binding. The transcript is spliced from 2 exons.
CCCAUCUCAAGCCGUCUUCUUUCCUCUAUCAUUUGCAUCAGACACAGACAGGCCCAAGAUGCUCUCCUUCCUAGCCACAGGUCUCGCCCUGUUGGGCGCUGUGCAGACCUGUCUCGCAGCACCCACGGCGGGCUGUGGAAAUUCGGCCCCCUCUUCCGGUACCAAGUCAAUCACGGUCAACGGACGCCAACGGCAGUACAUCCUGCAGCUGCCGUCCAGCUACAACACGCAGACGGCCCACAGGCUCGUGUUUGGCUUCCACUGGCGCGAUGGGUCCAUGAACGACGUGUCCAGCGGGCAGUUCUACGGCCUGAGGCCCCUGGCAGGCAACACGGCCAUCUUUGUGGCCCCCAAUGGGCUCAACAACGGCUGGGCCAACAGCGGCGGCGAGGACAUUGCCUUUGUUGAUGCCAUCCUUAACAGCGUCAAGAACGACUUGUGCAUCAACGACGCCGAGAUAUUCGCGACCGGCUGGAGUUAUGGUGGUGCAAUGAGCCACAGUGUUGCUUGCUCGCGGCCGAACGUCUUCAAGGCCGUCUCCGUCAUCUCCGGUGCCCUCCUCUCCGGCUGCUCCGGCGGCAACACCCCCGUCGCCUACCUCGGAAUCCACGGCGCGGCCGAUAACGUCCUAGGCAUCGCGUCCGGCCGCCAGCUGCGCGACAAGUGGCUGACCACCAAUGGGUGCCAGUCCAAGUCGGCUCCCGACCCCGGAUCAGGAGCCCAGCAACACAUCAAGACCACCUACACCUGCUCCCGCGCCGCCGUCACCUGGAUCGGCCACGGCGGCGGUCACGUGCCCGACCCGAGCGGCUCCAAUGGUCAGAAGUUUGCACCUAGUGAGACUUGGAGCUUCUUCAAUGCUGCUGUUGGUGGUGGUGGUGGUGGUGGAGAUGGAGGUGGCGGCGGUGGAGAUGGAGGUGGCGGCGGUGAUGGUGGCGGUGGUGGAGGCGGUGAUGGCGGCGGAGGCGGCGGGGGUACUCCAAACCCAAGCUGCUCUCCACGAUGGGGACAAUGUGGCGGUCAGGAAUGGACGGGAGCAAAAUGCUGCUCGGAAGGAACUUGCACAGUAUCAAACCAAUGGUACUCGCAAUGUAUCUAA